Messenger RNA from Trametes versicolor FP-101664 SS1, 312 nucleotides. RefSeq lists its product as uncharacterized. Bases 1 to 312 code for a protein of 103 amino acids. Lineage: Eukaryota; Fungi; Basidiomycota; Agaricomycetes; Polyporales; Polyporaceae. The transcript is spliced from 3 exons. The record is from RefSeq and is a predicted model, not a curated record.
AUGCCAGAGCUCUCAAUACACUCCAAGCUGCCCCGGCGGCGCAGUGAACCCCUCUGUGGCUGGAUUAGUGCCAGCAUCUCGCACGAUCACCAGUUCUCGGUGGAUCUCGCGCGUCUCUUCUCUCCCGCUCUCGCGUUGAAGCAUGAUUACGACGAGGAACCACGUGCUCUGUUUACCGUCGCUAUCAGCACUCAUGUCGUAGAUAUAGACAUCAAAAACGACGAUUUCAGCCCGACUCAAUCUCAGCUAGUCGCCUUCGAGUAUACAGCACUCCCACACCUUCCUGCCAAUGCUCAAAUCACGCCCGUGUGA